This is a messenger RNA of Astyanax mexicanus (Mexican tetra), 7221 nucleotides long. Its product is annotated as transmembrane channel-like protein 3. Lineage: Eukaryota; Metazoa; Chordata; Actinopteri; Characiformes; Acestrorhamphidae. The coding region runs from base 1824 to 5294 and encodes 1156 amino acids. Gene Ontology annotation, molecular function: mechanosensitive monoatomic ion channel activity. The record is from RefSeq and is a predicted model, not a curated record. Gene Ontology annotation, cellular component: plasma membrane. The transcript is spliced from 23 exons.
ACAGGCUUCUGCCCCUUCACAGGCUUCUGCCCAUUCACAGGCUUCUGCCCAUUUACAGGCUUCUGCCCAUCCACAGGCUUCUGCCCUGCCGUAAGAGUUCUGCCAAUUCAUAGGCUUCUGCCCCUUUACAGGCUUCUGCCCAUUCACAGGCUUUUGCUCAUUCAUAGUCUUCUGCCCAAUCACAGGCUUCUGUCCAUCCACAGGCUUCUGCUCAUUCACAGGCCCAGCCAGUUUGCACAGCCAGAUGCUUCUGUCCUUUUACAGUCUUUUGCCCAUUUAAAUCCUUCUGCCUAGCCACAUAUUUUCUGCCUAUUUACAGGCUUAUGCCCAGAUACAGGCUUCUGCCCAUUCACUUGUUUUUUUCCAGUUUCGCAAAUUUACGGGCUUCUCCCAGUCACAGGCUUCUGCCCAGCCUCAGGUUUUUGCCCUUUCACAGGCUUCUGCCCAACGGCAGGCUUCUUCCUAUUUACAGGCUUUUGUCCAGCUUUUCCAUUUGUCCAGCUAUUGUGCAUUCAGAGGCGUCUACCCAGAGACAGGUUUCUGCCCAACUACAGGUUUUUGCUCGUUCACAGGUUUCUGCCCAGGCAGAGGCAUCUCCUCACCUUUAUUCUUCUGCCCAUUCACAAGCUUCUGCCCAAUGAUAAGCCUUUUGUAGGCUUGUAGCUUUUGCAUAUUUACAGGCUUUUUUCCAGGAACAGGCUUAUGUCCAACUUUUGCCCUUUCGGAGGCUUCUGCACAGGUAAAGGCUUCUGCUAGCCACAGUUUUCUGUCAAUUCAGAGGUUUUAGCUUAGCUUUUGUCCAUUCACAGGCUUUUUCACUGGCUUUUGCCCAGACCCAGGCUUCUGCCCAGCUUUUGUCUAAAUACAGGCUUCUGCCGAAUAACAGGCUUAUUUUAGCCACAGGCUUCUGGUCAGCUUUAAACCUUUCAAAGGAUUCUGCCCAGGUACAAGCUUCUGAAUGAGCCAGAACUGGAUUGGUUGAAUGGUGAUUUUAAUGUUAUAGCUGAAUGGAGUAGGCUUUAGUUGAGAUGUAAGAUAAUUGUUUCUAAUAAAGCGGCCAAUGAGCAUUCAAUUCUAAUCAUCCUAUAUAUGGACUUUUCAAAUGAUGGACGUUAUGGACUUUAAUGGUGUGUGGAUCAUGGAAUGGAUGAAUUCUCUUUUCUUUUAGCUAGGCUUUUAUAAUCAGUCCUGCUGAGUUGUUCUAAUGAUGUUAACAUUCUCUAUACUUCAUAUAUGUAAUCAGUAAUAAUUAAAUCCCUUUACCCUUUUAAUGAUUUAUCACUGUACUCGUCCACUACCCAUGUCAGACCAACUGCAUGUCUACCAGACUGACCACUGGGCUGUCCUGCUCCUGCUAUCUGCGAUUAUAUUGGUUUUCUAUAUAUUGUGGAUACAAGAUUCCUGUAAAGCGGCUUUGUGACAAUGUCAGUUGUAAAAAAAAAUAAUAAUAAAAAAACAUAAAAAAAUGUGAUAUAAAUAAAUGACAUUUAUCUGACUUUCAGCAUUUUUUUUAUAGUUCCCAUUAUUUGUAUUCAAGAAGAAUCUUUAAAUAAUUGUUUUGCAGUAUACAUUUGUCUCAUUACCUCCAGGGCAGAACUAUAAAAGCAAAUCAGUGUUGGCCCACUAAGAGGUUAAUAUGCAGCACUGGCCCUUUAAGAGACUGAAGCAGUUGUGAUUGGACAGAAGUGGGUUUGCUUAAACUGACAGCCAAGAGCUCAGAGCAGCCUUUCAGUACAGCAUCGAAUCAGACAGGUAGCUGCACACACACAAACACACACACAUUAACACAUGCACACUCAAAGGAAAGUUUAAACCCUGGAGUCAUGAGUGAAACAGCAGCACUGACCAGACCCCUAACAUCCUCCAAACGGCACAAAAGUGUGAGGAAGAGCUGCAGAAGGAUUUAUUCACCUUACCAGGACAACACAGGACCCUCCGAUGAUGAAGAUAAGGAUGAAGAGCGGGUGGACAGUAAUGACCCCGAAGAGCUUUUCCAGAAUAUUCAGGUACAGAAGGAAAUCAUCGCCAACAUACGAACACGACCGUGGCCAAUGCGACGCAAACUCAAAGCCUUAAAGCAGGCCAGAGAAAUCGUGCUGAAGUAUGAGGGCAGACUGACCAGGACUCGGGGCUACCAGGCUGCAGGGGCAGAUCUGCUGAAGAAGAUUUCAAGAGUUCUCUACAAUAUUCUUGUGUUGUUUAUUCCAUGGGAGAUGAGGAUUAAAAAGAUUGAAAGUCACUUUGGAUCUGGUGUGGCCUCCUACUUCAUCUUCCUGCGGUGGCUUUUCGGCAUUAAUAUCGUCCUCACCAUAAUGACUGGAGCAUUUAUCGUUCUGCCUGAGCUGCUGGCCGGAGCUCCGUUUGGCACCACUCGCAGUAAGACCAUCCCUAAAGACCAGGUUGCCUCGGCUCAGGACCUGGACACCAUCUGGUCACUUGGGGGCUAUCUGCAGUACUCAGUGCUCUUCUAUGGGUACUAUGGGAAUGUGCGUAAGAUCGGCAGCGCUGGUUACCGCCUGCCCCUGGCCUAUUUUCUGGUUGGAAUGGCUGUUUUUGCCUACAGUUUCAUCACUCUGUUAAGAAAGAUGGCUAGAAACUCGCGCCUGAGUCUGGCCAGCGCGUCCGACGAAAACUACACCUUCUGCUGGAGAAUCUUCUGUGCCUGGGACUACCUGAUCGGCAACCCCGAGGCCGCCGAGAGCAAAGGAGCGGCCAUCGUUAAUAACAUCAGAGAAGCCAUUGUGGAAGAGCAGGAGAGAAAGAAGGAAACAAGCCUAGCGGUUCUGAUCAGUCUGAGGAUCUUAGCCAAUAUCCUGGUGCUGCUGUCUUUGGCAGGCAGUAUCUACAUCAUCUACUUUGUGGUGGACCGCUCGCAGAAGCUAGAGCAGCAGAAAGCAGAGCUAACACUGUGGGAAAAAAACGAGGUGAGUGUGGUGGUCUCUCUCAUCACUAUGAUCGCUCCAUCUGCCUUUGAGUUGGUGGCUCAGCUGGAGAUGUACCACCCCAGGACCAGCCUCCGCUUCCAGCUGGGCAGGGUGCUGGUGUUGUAUCUUGGAAACCUCUACAGUCUGAUAAUCGCCCUGUUGGACAAAGUAAACAGCAUGAGCUCUGGUAUUCAAGGGAACUGGUCUGAUUCCACAUCUUACCUCGCCACCAUAUCCCAGCCUGCCGAGACAAACCUGUCUACGAUUGUUCCAGAGAUCACAGAGGGGAGGAAUACGACCUUCACCACAACUGUUGUAGACUUGAACCGUACCGUUAUCAGCAUCAAGAGGGCUUUACUGUCUGCUCCACCAGCACCAGCGUUGACCCUGCAGAACCAGACGACUUCGUUUGGGUUCAAUACCAAAAGUCAGCAGGACCAGUGCUGGGAGACGUACGUUGGGCAGGAAAUGCUGAAGCUCUCAAUCAUAGACAUGAUCUUUACCGUGGCGAGUAUUUUACUGAUCGAUUUCAUUCGGGGCCUGGUGGUUCGAUACCUGAGUGACUGCUGCUGUUGGGAUCUGGAGAGCAAGUUUCCUGAAUAUGGUGAAUUCAAGAUAGCUGAAAAUGUCCUUCACUUGAUAUACAACCAGGGAAUGAUAUGGAUGGGGGCGUUUUUCUCACCUUGUCUGCCAGCCUUUAAUGUCCUGAAGCUGAUUGGGCUCAUGUACCUGAGGAGCUGGGCUGUGCUCACCUGCAAUGUGCCACAUCAGCAGGUCUUCCGAGCCUCCAGAUCAAAUAAUUUCUACCUCGCCAUGCUCCUCUUCAUGCUCUUUCUCUGCAUGCUGCCAACCAUCUUCGCAAUAGUGAGGUACCGGCCGUCGCAGCACUGCGGACCUUUUAGUGGUCAAGAGAAGAUUUAUGACAUCAUAUCGGAGACCAUAGACAAUGACUUCCCGCUGUGGUUCAGUAAGGUGAUGGGUUACGUCACCAGUCCAGUGGUCGUCCUGCCUGCCGUUCUGCUGCUCUUCAUGCUGAUCUACUACCUGCAGGCCAUCGCCAGAUCCCUCAAAUUCACCAAUAACCAGCUGAGACUUCAGCUACAGACUGAACGCACUGAUGACAAAAAGAAAGUGUUCCAGUUGGCAGCAGCAAGUCUCCACUCCCCUGAGGGUGGUGACAAAAAGCCCGAACAGGAGAGUGAUAUCACCAGCAUGGAGUCACCUGCCCGUUCCACCUCCCCACCACGCCGCAAUGGCACCGUCACCAACUUCCAGUCCCCAGUUCGGCAGGGCAACAGCAUCCGCACCAUCACCCAGUCUGCCUCUCGGGCUGAAGUCAGGAUUGCUGGGGCCUCCAGGAGCCCCUCUGUCCCGGUCCGACCCAAACCCAGACUGGAGCACAUACCCAACAGUGCUUACAGAAUGUUUGGCGGCCCCUCCAUUCCCCAGAGGCAGAUUCACAGGGUGGAGUACAUUCCCAUUCCCGUCAGGCAUCCAGGCUAUCUGGGUGGAAUGACUGGUUCAUGCCGCUCCAAGUCCUAUCAGCAUAUGGCCUACAAUCCCACCAUGCGCUACACAGAGAACAUCCACUCAGAUCCGCUCUUCAGAAAGAGCCUCAGGCCUGUCCGGCCUGAGCCUGGCAUCGUCACGGCCCAGAGCUAUAUAGGUCGACGGGCACACACCACCCGCUACGUCAUUGUAAAUGAGCAAGAACCUCGCAAGAAGCUAAUUCGCUCCACCACUCGCAUCCCACGACACUAUCGUCUGGUGGACGAACCCGAGAUUGUGGAGCUGUACCCUCGAAACAUCAAGCGCUACAUCCCUCGCACGCCCCACCGCAGCCAACAGCCACACCUCAGCGAGGAAGAAGAAGAGGAAGAAGAAGCGCAGGCAAAGAACACAGGCAGACGAGUGUCGGUUGGGAAGUCCCACAGGCAAAGGUCACUUUCUGACCUCCACCAGCCUGCUCGCUUUUACAUCGGAGACACCAUGGAUAGCCGCCUAGCGCAAAGCUUAUACGGAGGAGAAGAGGAAGAGGAGGACUAUGGUGAAGACUGGGAGGAAGAAAGUUCUCAUCCAAAGAGCUCCUGGGUGAACCUCAAGGCUGCGGAGACGGCCCAUAGGCAUGCAGAACCUCAUGUCAAGCCAAAGAGCAAGCGUAAGGGGGAACCAUCGCUAACCGAAUCUGAUUCUGCCUCGUUAGCAUCUAGUAGCGAUCAGCAGAACAGCAGCACUGACCAGUACAUUCAGGUCAUCCACAACAAAGAGAAAUAUCUGAAGCACAGUGGCAAGCUAACAAAAAAGAAGUCCAAAACCAGUGAAGAAAUUAAUACAACUGGAUCCAAUGACCUUGUAUGCUCAAAUGUUUGAUUUGUGUGAUAUGCUCACAGACAAAAUAAAUAUGACACACCGUAAAAGAGUUGUAAAGGUUGGAAUGGAAUUGGAAAGGAACGAAACUGUGUAUGUGUGAAUGUAAAAAUGAUAUAUGUAAAGACAACAUAGUUCCAGUCUAUAGCUACUACUACAAACAAGGGUGAAGGUAGCUGGCUGAUGGAUGGCUUUGAUUGCAGGCACUUCUUCAAAAAAUUACCAUAAUGUUUCUCUCAGUCCAAUGUCCAGCGAUGCCCCUCUUCAAAGUCUGUCAACUAGGCAAACUGUAUUUUUGUGUAGUAAAGGCAUGUCUAGCAGUCAACAAUCUCUUACCAAGAGGUACACUACCCAAAAGUAAAGCACUUUCAUAUAGGGAAACAGAAGAACCACUUUAAUGCCCUCUUGUGGCAAAACCCAGUGUCUAAAAUCAGACCACACAAGUGAUUAUGUAUAUAUCUGCCUGAGAAAUAAACCCUUUGUUGAGCACAGCAACAAUAUAUGUUUUUAUAACACCUGUAUAAACAUUGAAUAAUGUACUUACAGAGCAACACCUAAACAAACGACAGCUACUUUGGGUAAGUAUUUGUAACAACAGUUGUUUAUGAAGGGUAUAAUGUUGUAUCUGUUUCCUUUAUUAUAACACUGAUUCUAAUUGACAUAAACCUACAUAAAUAUUUAUAAAGGCUUAUUCCCACUGAUAUAUACCUAGAAAAACAUUAAAAACUCCAACUGACAUAUCUACUUACAUACAUAAAUACAUACAUACAUACAUACAGAAUAAUUUAAAACACUUAUUCCUACUGAUAUAAACCUAUGUAUGCAUUUAUAAACCCUUUACAAAUACAUUUUCCAACAGACAUAAACCUUUAUAAAGGAGUCUUCCAUAUGAAAAAUAAGCCUUUAGAAUAUAUAAAUACUAUUGGUAGAAGUCAUUAUAAAUGUUUUAGAAGCCUAAGCUUCAUAAUAGUGUUAUAAAUGGAGCACAUGGUUCAUUGUUAUGUGGGUUUUGGGUAGUAUAUAGAUUCUCAUUGCUUUGUUGUAAAGCACAUGCAGUAGAGAAUGCCACCUUGAACAAAAUGUAAGAGCUUUAUUUUGAACACCUCAAAUGUACAUUUUGUUUAAAUGUGAUGUUGAUAUAUUCUGUACAAUGUAAGAACAAAGUACAUUUAUUACAGUAGAGGUUACUGUAAAGCACAUAUGCCAGACCACAGUGUCCAAAAUAUAGGAGUUCUACUUUGCAAUGAUUGAAAGUACAUUGUCAUUUUUUGAUACAUAUUAUUUAGUCUGUACAAUAUUAGUUGUACUGAUGCAAUGCAAAGAUUAAAAGGCAUUUGCCAUAAUGUUAAAACCACUGUAAGAUGUAGUAAAUGGCACUGAUUAUCUUGGACCAAUGGCACCUGUCAAGGGGGGGAUAUACAGUAGUAGGCAGCAAGAGAACAGCCCUGUCAUGAAGUUGAUGUGCUUGAAGCAGGACAAAUGCCAUAAGAAUCUUACAACCCACAUUUUGUUUAACUGGGUAGCUAACACUGUUAGCUAGAUAGCUAAAGUUAACAGCAUUAUAUUUAACCGGGUAGCUAAUACUGUUAGCUAGUUAACAGCACUUUAUGUAACCGGAUAGCUAAUACUGUUAGCUAGUUAACAGCAUUUUAUUUAACCGGGUAGCUAACACUGUUAGCUAGAUAGCUAAAGUUAACAGCAUUAUAUUUAACCGGGUAGCUAAUACUGUUAGCUAGUUAACAGCACUUUAUGUAACCGGAUAGCUAAUACUGUUAGCUAGUUAACAGCAUUUUAUUUAACCGGGUAGCUAACACUGUUAGCUAGAUAGCUAAAGUUAACAGCAUUAUAUUUAACCGAGUAGCUAACACUGUUAGCUAGUGGGUUUUUCUUCAUUAGAGAUUCCAACGUUUUUUUUUUUUUUUUUUUUUUU